Recurvomyces mirabilis is the source of this 1002-nucleotide messenger RNA. RefSeq lists its product as uncharacterized. The record is from RefSeq and is a predicted model, not a curated record. The coding region runs from base 1 to 1002 and encodes 333 amino acids. The transcript is spliced from 5 exons. Gene Ontology annotation, cellular component: cytoplasm; cytosol. Gene Ontology annotation, molecular function: L-malate dehydrogenase (NAD+) activity. NCBI's taxonomy places the organism in Eukaryota, Fungi, Ascomycota, Dothideomycetes, Mycosphaerellales, Teratosphaeriaceae. Gene Ontology annotation, biological process: carboxylic acid metabolic process; tricarboxylic acid cycle.
AUGAAAGCUGUUGUUGCUGGAGCCAGCGGCGGUAUCGGCCAACCUCUAUCCCUCCUCCUUAAGGCCUGCCCGCUCGUCGAUAAGCUCGCCCUCUACGAUGUCGUCAACACACCCGGCGUAGCCACCGACCUCUCCCACAUCUCCUCCGUCGCACAGAUCGAAGGUUUCCUCCCUGCCGACGAUGGUCUCAAGAAGGCGUUGACGGGCGCUGACAUCGUCGUCAUCCCGGCUGGUAUUCCUCGCAAGCCAGGCAUGACACGCGACGAUCUCUUCAAGAUCAACGCCGGCAUCGUCAAGGGCCUGAUCGAGGGCGUUGCGACCACCUGCCCAGACGCCUACAUCCUCGUCAUCUCCAACCCCGUCAACAGCACCGUCCCAAUCGCCGCCGAGAUCUUGAAGAAGGCCGGCAAGUUCAACCCCAAGAAGCUCUUCGGCGUCACCACUCUCGACGUCGUGCGCGCCGAGACUUUCGCCCAGAGCUUCACCGGCGAGAAGGACCCAAGCAAGACCAACAUCCCAGUCAUUGGUGGUCACUCCGGCGAGACCAUCGUGCCAUUGUACUCCCAGGCCAAGCCCGCUGUCAAGAUCCCAGAGGACAAGCUUGAUGCACUCAUCAACCGCGUCCAAUUCGGUGGCGACGAAGUCGUCAAAGCCAAAGACGGCACCGGCUCCGCCACCCUCAGCAUGGCCUACGCCGGUUUCCGCUUCGCCGAAGCCGUCAUGAAAGCCGCCAAAGGCGAGUCCAACAUCGUCGAGCCCACUUUCGUCUACCUCCCCGGCGUCGAAGGCGGUGACGAGAUCGCCAAGGAAACCGGCUGCGACUUCUUCUCUGUCCCAGUCCACUUGGGCAAAGAUGGUGCGGAGAAGGCUGUUAACAUUGUCAAGGAGGCGAACGAGUACGAGAAGAAGUUGUUGCAGAAGUGCUACGAGGGGUUGAAGGGGAAUAUUGAGAAGGGUGUUGAGUUUGUGAAGAACCCGCCGCCACCACCGGAGAAGAAGUAG